UCCUUCUUGCACUCGCCCCAACCAAAGCAAAGAACAAGCAAUCCUCUUCCUUUCUCUCGUUCCUAACCCUAGCAAAACACUGAAAAGACAGAGGCCAAAUUGCAGAAAAAACCUAUAAAAUCCUAAAAUGGAAUCCAACACCUCUCCCACAAUAACCAAGCGGUUAUGCCACAUUGUUCGACUGAUAUGCUACAUGCUUCGCAAUUGCAUCUCGAUGAGAAAGCUUAUGAUGGACCUCCAGCUCCUCCUGAAGCGAGGAAAGCUCGCUGGAAAAUUCCUCAGCAACUUCAUAACCCACAAUCACGGCGGCGCCGCCUCCCCCGCUGCCACAGGCCGCUCCAUCGAGUUCAGCUGUAGCAACACCCCUUUUUACACCGCCAUCAAGAAGAAGAACCGCCGGCGCCGCCAAGUCGAGUACGACAACAUCGAAGCAGCUAUGAUAAAAAAGGCGUUUGAGAUGCUGAAUGCGGAGGUAUCGGAUAUGGAGUCGGUGAGAUCAUCGGCGAUGCCGAGUCCAUCGCCCUCUCCGGCGGCUAUGUGGUGGUUAGGAAAGAGUCCGGCGGUGGUGCGGCAGUUGAGGGUGACGGAUUCGCCCUUUAUGUUGAACGAGAACGAGGUGGUGGAGGAAGGAAAGGUUGAUAAGGAGGCCGAUGAUUUCAUUCAGCGGUUUUAUGAACAUCUCCGGCGACAGCAGCUGGAAUCCGCCGGAGCGACGCCGGAGUACAGUAAGAGCCGAACUCGCCUGCCAAUGAUCGUUGGCCAGGUGUGUUCAACCGGUGAAGGCAGCAGUUAAUCACCCCUGUAUUGGGCAAUUAUAGACUGAGACGAGUUCAAGAUGGGUUAAUUAUGCACAAGAAAGUAGUCCUAUGUAUGGAGAAUAAAUUCUAUAUAUUAAUAAUAUAUAAAAUUACAAAAAUUAAUAAAUUUUGAGUUC
Messenger RNA from Dendrobium catenatum, 934 nucleotides. RefSeq lists its product as uncharacterized. The coding region runs from base 128 to 793 and encodes 221 amino acids. NCBI's taxonomy places the organism in Eukaryota, Viridiplantae, Streptophyta, Magnoliopsida, Asparagales, Orchidaceae. The record is from RefSeq and is a predicted model, not a curated record. The transcript has a single exon.